Messenger RNA from Sebastes umbrosus (honeycomb rockfish), 1838 nucleotides. It is a transcript of the gene abhd12, whose product is annotated as abhydrolase domain containing 12, lysophospholipase. Lineage: Eukaryota; Metazoa; Chordata; Actinopteri; Perciformes; Sebastidae. The transcript is spliced from 14 exons. Bases 244 to 1416 code for a protein of 390 amino acids. Gene Ontology annotation, biological process: phosphatidylserine catabolic process; monoacylglycerol catabolic process. Gene Ontology annotation, cellular component: endoplasmic reticulum membrane. The record is from RefSeq and is a predicted model, not a curated record. Gene Ontology annotation, molecular function: phosphatidylcholine lysophospholipase A1 activity; monoacylglycerol lipase activity.
UGUAGUUGGAAGCAGAAGAGCGCAGUUUAUCUCAGUUGUUUUUUAACCCGAAGUCUGACUUCCGGUUAGCAAACAGCUAAAAAUAAACCCGUCAGACAGCUUCUACUGCCGGUAGAGACUCACCGGAGACCCGGAGACCGACUCCAGCACGGACUCUGUCUGUUGUUAUAGACCUGUAGAACAAAGUGAGAUAUUGUUGUGGAAUGCUGCAUUCAAGUGACAGAAAAGAGGCUCUGAAAUGUGAUGCGAAAGCGGAAUAACUCGGAGGACAGCGGGACCACCGGCACUCUGCUGGACAGCGACCCGGACCUGAAGCAGCGUCCCGGCAGGGGAGCAGCGGUGCCCGCAGCGGGCGGCCGGCAGGGCCCGGGAGAGGACCGGAGCAUGGGGAAACCCUUCAGGAGGUUGGGUCUGGUGGGGAAGCUGAAGAAGAUCAUGUUGUGGCUGCUGGUCGUCUACGUUUCCAUCCCCUUCAUCAUCAAACUCUGUCCGUCCAUCCAGGCCAAACUCGUCUUCCUCAACUUUGUGAGGCUGCCCUACUUCAUCGACCUGAAGAGACCUCUGGACCAGGGACUGAACCACACACACAACUUCUACCUGGAGCCGGACACCGGACUCAAGAUCGGAGUCUGGCACACAGUUCCUGCUCAGAUGUGGAGAGAAGCUCAGGGGAAACGAGGCGACUGGUACGACUCCAUGUUCAGCUCCACCCACUCUGCCAUCCUCUAUCUCCAUGGAAACGCAGGGACAAGAGGAGGAGACCAUCGAGUCCAACUGUAUAAGGUCCUCAGUUCGUUGGGCUACCACGUGAUCACGUUUGAUUACAGAGGGUGGGGGGAUUCAGACGGCUCUCCGUCAGAGGAGGAGAUGACGUCAGACGCUCUCUUCAUCUACGAUUGGCUGAAACGGCGGAUGGACGACAAAACACGGCUUUACAUCUGGGGACACUCUCUGGGGACGGGAGUUGCCACCAACCUCGUCAGAAGGCUGUGUGACAGAGGAAGUCCUCCUGACGCGCUGAUCUUAGAGUCUCCGUUCACCAACAUCAGAGAGGAGGCCAAGAGCCACCCCUUCUCCAUAGUGUACAGAUACCUGCCCGGCUUUGAUUGGUUCUUCCUGGACACCAUCACAGCCAACAACAUCCGCUUCGCCAGCGAUGAGAAUGUGAAUCAUAUCUCCUGUCCUGUGUUGAUCCUCCACGCUGAGGACGACAGUGUCGUUCCUUUCCAUCUCGGCAAAAAGCUUUACAACUUGGCGUCCCAGUCAAAGAGCCUCAGCGGUCACAAGGUUCAGUUUGUUCCUUUCCCCUCCUCUUUGGCCUACAAGCACAAGUUCAUCUACAGGAGCCCAGAGCUGCCAAACAUCCUCAGUGAUUUCCUCGGAACAGCUCACCAACAGACGGACGAUUCAGCCUGAAAACAGACUCUUAGUGGAGCGAACACAAACACACAUUACCGUUUGUUUUCUGAUCGGACUGAAUAUUCUCGCAUGAACUGAAUAACAAACACAUCAUUCCUUUUUAUUUCUGCGUUACCAUUCCUCUCACACCAACACUGGCUUCACAAGGUACAGUUUUUAAGGUUGUGCAGAGCGAGGAGGAGGACUCCGACAAUGAUCAUACCAAACUGUAGAACGAACAGAGACUUUUUAUUGUUUUAAUAUUUUGAUGAUCUUGAUUCUUCACAAUCUGUGUGAUUUAAAUUUUUGUUUGCUGUUUUGGGGUCCAUCUGCUCAUGUCUGACUCUUUUCGAGAUCCAGUUUGUUUUUAAUAAAUGUCUUCUCAGCUUGAAGGCCUGUUAUGACUUGAAUUAUGAAUUAAAUAUUUCUUGUUUUAUGUA